Messenger RNA from Branchiostoma floridae (Florida lancelet), 2966 nucleotides. RefSeq names its product calcium-activated chloride channel regulator 1-like. Bases 261 to 2900 code for a protein of 879 amino acids. The record is from RefSeq and is a predicted model, not a curated record. NCBI's taxonomy places the organism in Eukaryota, Metazoa, Chordata, Leptocardii, Amphioxiformes, Branchiostomatidae. The transcript has 11 exons.
UCACCUUACCCACCUCCAUUUAAUGUCCAACCCCAUGGACGUCGUCAGCCGAAUCUAGGCACUCCGAGACGAGUAUAGGACUUGGUGUGAAAUGUUUUUCCCUGGGGUACAAUAUCGUGGCCUGUCAGGGUUUCAAAUGCGAUGACUGCUUGAUUUGAAUCAGCAACCCUAACGGUAAGCCAUCUCGUCACCCGUCAUCACGUAGGCCCAUCGCAAGUCAAGUCUUCACGUUACGUUGGUGUUUGCUUUCUCGUGCAAGGAUGACCAAAUUGAUAACGAUUCGCUGGCUUUUGCUGCUGUCGGCGAUCGUCUGGUGUUCCCAAGCCGUCCUGAACCAACCAAACGAGAUGAAACUCCAGAACAACGGAUACACCGACGUGUUGAUUGCUAUUAAUAAUGUCAUCCCUGAAGACGGCAACAUUAUACACAGACUGAAGGAAGUUUUCACGGAGGCUUCUGAAGAGUUGUACAGUGCCACCAAAAACCGCGCUUUCUUUAAAGAGAUCAAGAUCCUUAUCCCGAAGACAUGGUCCAAGAAAGAGGAAUACUUGCUUGCCGGAACCGAGACCUUCGAGCGGGCUAAUAUCAGUUGUGCAACGAACCUUGUUUUCAGAGUUGACCUGUCGAACCCACGUGUGCGUCCGGACACACCUUAUGUGUCGACUAAGGAUGGAUGCGGAUAUCCAGGCGACUUCAUGCAUCUCACGCCUGACUACCUGGUCAAAAUGCAUCAUGCAGUACUAAACUGGGGCCCUUACAGUAAAACGAUUCUUCAUGAAUGGGGCCACCUUCGCUGGGGUGUGUUCGACGAGUAUUCUAGUCCGGGCUACCCACGGUUCUACAUGGCGUCGACAGGGGGCAUCAAACCCACCCAAUGUUCCGCCAAGAUUCCAGGGAACCCCAGAAAAAUUGUCAACGGUUUACCCUGGACCUGUCGGAUGAACCAUAGCUCUGGAAUCUACGAGGAAACUUGCCAUUUCAACGUCUAUCACUUCAUCAACGAAGCGACCGGAUCUUACAUGUGCUAUCAGUACCUUGCCGAAGUGACCGAUUUCUGUCACAGUGACCCGGACGGAGAUCCGCUGUCCUACCAUAACCGCGAGGCGCCCAACGUGCAUAACGCCAUGUGCCAACACCAAAGUACCUGGGACGUCAUGAACAAACACCGAGACUUCGCCAGUGGUGCCAACCCUCCUAGAGCAGUCGAUUCUACACAACCCAGCUUCAUUAUGUUGCAAGAGAGUGAACCCAGGAGAGUCCUGGUUUUGGAUAUGUCGGCAACCAUGGAGGCACUAGAGGCUGUAGGACAUCCACAAGGUGGCCGCAUUCUCCUUGUCACGGCUGGGCAGGAAGAUGGAGACCCGCGAAUUCGGGACGUGAUGCCAGAUCUUCGUAGGAAGAAAGUCAUCGUCGAUACGAUUGCCUAUGGUAGAGACGCCGAUCCACUGUUGCAGAGCCUGGCGCAGGAGACAGGGGGAGACUCGUUCUUUUCCGGAAUUCACGACUCAGCAGCCUUGGACAGUGCUUUCACUGCCACUUUCGGAGCUAUGUUGGAAGGGAGGCCCACACCAUUCCCGGUAACAAAUGUGCUCUUAAGCGAAGACAAGACCGUCAGUGGUAAGCAGACCUACACUACACGCGUGUAUGUGGACAGCAGUGUGGGGGAAAACACGUUUUUUUUCGUCUCCUGGCUGAACGGACGUCGUCCCAUGGUAACAUUGGAGACUCCGCUUGGCCGUAUGAUAACCGAAGACGACCCGAUGUAUGACGUCACAUCGGAAAGCAUUACCAUUGAGAUACAGGGUACAGCAACGCCAGGAAAAUGGUCCUUCAGCGUUACUAACAGUGACUCCGAUGACCAGGACAUCACCAUCAUCGUCACAUCCAACGGCAAGGAACCCAUCCAGGUUACCGCACAGAUCAGCGACGAGUUGCUGAACUACUCCUCCUCUCAGCCUUCGGCCUUGAGAAUCUUCGCUACGAUAGAGAAGGGUUUCUCGCCUAUUAUAGGAGCGGUCGUGAAAGUCAACAUCGAGAAGCCACCUCAUGGUGAAGUAGAGGAAGUCACGCUCAUGGACAAUGGGGCAGGUGCAGACUUUUUGAAAAAUGACGGCACCUACUCCCGAUAUUUCUUCAACGUCACCGCGGACGGUCGUUACGGGGUUUCCGUCAGGGUUGACAACUCCCAGGGGGAUGCCAAGUAUGUUAUCAUGAGCAUAGCGAGAGACAACAACACGGAGUAUGCAGACGAGAGCAACGUUCAGCGGCGAGAACAGUUGGAACAGUUGGAGCAGUUCCAAAGGAUUACAACAGGUGGCGUUUUUGAAGUGCAAGGGGUGCCCAGUGGAGGCGUCCCUUCACAAGACAUACUGCCGCCGUCCCGGGUGAGAGACCUCAAGGUCGUGGAAGUUUCCUACGCCAAAGCAACCGUGACGUUGAGAUGGACAGCGCCGGGUGACGACUUCGAUCAUGGAGGUCCAGCCCAAUAUGUUGACAUCCGGUACUCUCGCCAUUUUGACGAACUUGCAGACGACUUUCAAGGCUCGGCUUCAGUCAACUCUUCGCAAGUGCUGCUGGGAAGCCUGACGUCAAAACCGGAAUUUGGCAGCAUGCAAACCGUCGUGAUUCUCGUUCCAGACCGAGGCCCAAACGUCACGUUCGUCUUCACCGUACGCAUGUGCGAUGAGGUAGACAACUGCGGGGACCCUUCCAACAUCGUGGCUGCAAAUCUGGAGUAUAUCCCUGCUGAUCCCACUAACGAAUUCCCCUGGCACAUCGUUCUCCCUGUGCUUAUCACCAUUGGUGUUUUUGGCGCCAUAUUCGUGAUCUCUUGCAUUGUUGGGAAGUGUAAAAAUCGCACAAAAUCUACCCAGCCUUCUGCUGAUAACAACGUUGUCUAGUUUCAGAAGUUUUUUUUUGCAUUGAAAAAUUACAUCUUACCCACGGUCCCUAUGCGUCGUCCUGGC